Molecule: messenger RNA, 923 nt
Organism: Coffea eugenioides
Lineage: Eukaryota; Viridiplantae; Streptophyta; Magnoliopsida; Gentianales; Rubiaceae
Product: protein SPA, chloroplastic
Exons: 5
Coding region: 173-652 (159 amino acids)
Source: RefSeq, a predicted model, not a curated record
ACAACACCAUUGACACUGAGCUCACAUUCCCGUUUUCCACAAGUGCUCACUUGUAGCAGUAAUUCUUUGCAAUAAUCUCAGCCCUUUGCACAUACACACAGAACAAUUCCUUGAAGCGUAGACAGCAGAGAAAAGAGUUACUUGGAAUCUUAGAAGAAAUUAGUCAGAGAAAAUGACAAUUACACCUUCAGUUUCCAGACUGCAUUCUCCAUUCAUAUGCUGUCCUCUCAAGAAUUCUUCUUCUUCUUCUGGUCUUCUUACGCAGAAAUCAAUUAGGAACCGACGCUGCCCAACUUCUUAUCCAUGCAUCAGAGCUAUUGAACUUGACCAGAAUACGAUAGUAGCAAUAACGGUAGGUGUGGCCAGCAUUGCAGUUGGGAUUGGAAUUCCAGUUUUCUAUGAAACCCAAAUUGACAGUGCGGCCAAAAGAGAGAAUACCCAGCCAUGCUUCCCUUGCAAUGGCUCUGGUGCUCAGACGUGCAGAUUUUGCAUGGGAACUGGAAGUGUGUCAGUCGAGCUUGGUGGGGGUGACAAAGAAGUCUCCCGCUGCAUCAAUUGUGAAGGUAUGGGAUCCUUGACAUGCACUACAUGUCAAGGAAGUGGCAUUCAACCUCGAUAUCUUGAUCGCAGAGAAUUCAAAGAUGACGAUUAGGAUAUCUCCGAGCUACUGUGGUUCGCUCAAUGGUGAGCCGCGCUUCAGUCAUGGAGCAAUCCCACAGCUAUUCGUGGAUAACACCUCAGUUGUUCCCUCUUUUGCUCAGCCAGACUCUUUAUAUUGGCAUUCAUUUAUGUAUGGCUAACAAGUUGUUUAUCAGUGAACAAAAUUUGUACACGAUCUCGUUUUCCACUUGCUUCUAGAUUUCCAACUGAUGUAUCUGAUUAACAAUGUAAGCAUAUGCAAUACCAAGUGGAUAUUGAAGAUA